Messenger RNA from Epithele typhae, 2262 nucleotides. RefSeq lists its product as uncharacterized. The transcript has 5 exons. Bases 1 to 2262 code for a protein of 753 amino acids. NCBI's taxonomy places the organism in Eukaryota, Fungi, Basidiomycota, Agaricomycetes, Polyporales, Epitheliaceae. The record is from RefSeq and is a predicted model, not a curated record.
AUGAAUACCUACAAGUGGGCCGACCUAUACAUUGUGCGACUCCCCUGCCUCCAACAGCUCUUCAUUGACGGUUACACGCUUCACGCUUUCACCAUCACUUGCCUCCACUUCCCCUCAUCCGCAGCCGUGCACGUCAGCGACGAAAACUUCUAUGCCCGCCCCUUGAAGGUCGCCGUCGUCCUCGCCGGGGCCCCGGAGACCCACGCACGGCUCUCCCUCCGGUACUCUCGCUGCCCCGACAACAGGUCCGAGCAGUUCUGGGACGUCCUAGAGAAGCUCAAGAACUUCAUCCCCUGGAAACAGCUCGUCGCGGUCACCCUGCGCGCCGGCGCGCGCGUCCACACGACGGUGCUCUUCGUCGCGAACUGCCUCGCUCUCGCGCGCGGCGGCAAAAUCGCGUCGCUGCGCGUCAUCGCGAAGCGGCCCGGGAAGCGGCCCGAGCUCAUGGAGGCCGCGGUGAGGACGCUGGGGAAGGUCGUCGGCGGAGACCCGCAGGCGAGCGAGGAGAUCGCGCGCGCGCCGUUGGGGCUGACCUCACUGGAGCUCUGGGUGGAAAAGAGGGUGUUUCUGGAGCAGCUAGAGCUCCGGGGGCGGGUGCAGGGGUUGGAGCGGAUCAUCCUCCAUUGCCCGAGGACGGAGGAGGCGUGGGUGGAGCAGAUGCGCGAGCAGCUGCCGCAGUUAGAGGUUCGUGCGCUGAAGGGUCGGGCGCUGUUGGAAGUCAACCUACCGGCGCUGGACAAGGCGAUGAGGGACGAUACUCCACUCCACAGAGACGAAGCAUACGCGGAAAACGUGGCUCAAGAGCACACUCAGAUCCCGACCCCUAUCCACUGCCUCCCCGCCGAAAUCCUCGCCAUCAUAUUUCAAAUCUCUGUGGAGGAGAAAAGGAAGAAAAUGCCAUCAAGGAAAGAAGUCCGCUGGCGCAUUGUCGCGCUCAGCACGGGGUCGCUGUGGUCAACCAUCGACUGGAAUCGCCACCAGAAUUCGCACGAAGAGAUGAGGGAAGCAUUCCUGCACCGUUCCCAGCAGACCCCGCUCGACCUCCGACUGUGCGACGAUCUCGAUCUCGAUCUCGACCCUGCGAUGUUGGAGUACGCCCCUCGUGUCCGCAACCUAUCCAUCGUCUGCACCUUCUGGAGGCACGACCAUCAGCGUUUCAAGCAAGGCUCAAGUUUCCUCAAUCUCGAGUCUCUCAGCACUACUGUCUGUAAACUCCCCAACGACUUUUUCCCUACGAGACCCCCGAAGCUGCAUACCAUCGUUAUAAUCGGGGCUAGAUCCAUUCCUGCGCUCUCGUGCGGGGCCCUCACACGUCUCCACUUACAACGCGUGGACGACCUGUCCGGCACAGACAUUCGGACGGCCCUCUCCGCCUGCGCCUCUACGCUCAAGGAGCUCAGUUUUUCCGUCCGUGAAAGGAGCCACUCAGAAGGAGCCGCGCUACCCCCGAUCCACCUCCCUCGUCUUGAAACGCUCUUCGCUCGCAACUCCGACUCCUUCCUUCGGCUGCUCUCGAUCCCCGCCUCGACGGCCGUGACGCUCGAGGACUGCCACGCCGUCCCGGACUGGUUCGCCUCCGUCGGGAAUCCGACGGGGCUCGCGCUCGACUAUGGCGCCGACGACGUCACCUUCGUGCUCGACUACGGCGCCGACGCGGUCACCGCCGCGCUCGCGGGAGCCCAGGCGGACGCCCGUGGCACCCGGCGUUGGCUCCAGCGGUACCACUUCACCACGCAGACGAGGGAAGCCGCCGAGCGGGAGGUUCAGGCACUUAUCCCCUGGACGCAGCUCGAGUCUGUCGCCCUGCGCGCGACCGCCCGGGUGCACACGGCGAUGGUGUUCUUGGUGGACGGCGUGCGCCGCGCGCGCGGAGGCGUAGGGAGGCUCAAGUCGGUGUACGUGGCCUACUGGCGCCAGAGGACCCCCGAGGCCGUCGCGGCGGCGGUCAGGGACCUCGGAGAGGUCAUCGGGGGAGAUCCGCAGGCGAAGGAGGCGGCACGCCGGGAACCGUUGCGACUGGCCAAGCUGGAGAUCUGGGUGGUGAAGAGAGCCUUCUUGGAGCAGCUGUGCCUCGGAGGACGGCUGGCUGGGGUGGAGAGAAUCGUCUUGCACUGUCCGAGGACGGCGCAGGGAUGGGUGGAGCGGAUGCAACGCGAGCUUCCACAGCUGGAAGUACACAUGUUGAAGGGUGCGGCGGUGAAAGAGGCUACAGUACGUCCACCGGUGCUCGACGACACCAUCUGGGACGGUAUGUAUCGGUGA